AGCCAGGUAUAAAUGAGCUUGAGGAGCAAGUGAGUGGCACGGUAGUUAUGGAGGAAGUGCGUCGCAAGCGUGAAGGAGAGGUAGCCAGUCUGAAACUGCAGGUGACGGAAGGCACUCGUAUGCACGAUGCCGCAUUGUCCGAGCUCAAGGAGAAGCUCAACUCUCAGAUCCAGCGUCUGCAGGAGGAGGCUGAUCAGCUGAGUCGAGCCAAUUCCAACCUGGAGAAGGAGAAGAAUCGCCUGGUGCAUGAGAACCGUGACCUGGUGUCCGAGCUGGAGAGCGAGAAGGCGGCUCGCAUUGAGUCCGACCGUCGUCGUCGUAACCUGGAACAGGCUAACAUGGAGUUGUCCAACGUCAACAGUGAGAAGAACAGGAAACUGGACGAGCUCACUGCCACAAAGACCAAACUACAGUCUGACCUUGAAGGUAGCAAUGGUCACUUGGUGGAUCUGGAGUCUAAGGUGUCUAGCCUGGAGCGCGGCAAGCAUGCGCUGGAAUCCCAGCUCAAUGAGCUCAGGGUAAGCUUAGCUUCCAACUGCUGUGGGUGGGGAUAGCAUGCACAAGUACACUGGAACUCACAUGUGGGGUAGUGCCUUUGCUGAUUGCAUUAUGCAGAGCUCACUGACUUGUCAGUUCGAGCACUCUGUGACAAGGUACAUUCGGGCCUGGUUUAAAUCUGGCUUCUGGAUCACGCCACGUCCUUGACUCGCAAGUCACACGCUAUGUACAGCUCUGGACACGAUUGGUGGCCCGUGCACCUACUACUAAUAGAUAUCUGGUAUUUGAAAGUCUUUGCAGACGUGGAUGAUACUCCUAAACCCAUGUUGUUUUCUUGUGUAUUCGGGCUAUGCAACAGUUUCCAACCUGUCCUCGACAGCAUUUCACCAGUGCAUGAUUCUAACCACAGGUUUAUGGCCAGUACCACCACCUGCCACCUACUUUCAAAUGCCAGUAUGAUAACAACGCUGUAUGUCCGUAUUCGAAACAGUAUUGCCGAGGGAAAGCUGAGGGACA
Molecule: messenger RNA, 1014 nt
Organism: Sycon ciliatum
Lineage: Eukaryota; Metazoa; Porifera; Calcarea; Leucosolenida; Sycettidae
Product: myosin heavy chain, non-muscle-like
Exons: 3
Coding region: 48-554 (168 amino acids)
Cellular component (GO): myosin complex
Source: RefSeq, a predicted model, not a curated record